Molecule: messenger RNA, 2846 nt
Organism: Neoarius graeffei (lesser salmon catfish)
Lineage: Eukaryota; Metazoa; Chordata; Actinopteri; Siluriformes; Ariidae
Product: malignant fibrous histiocytoma-amplified sequence 1
Exons: 10
Coding region: 49-2532 (827 amino acids)
Molecular function (GO): protein binding
Source: RefSeq, a predicted model, not a curated record
AUUGUUCAGAAGGAAGUAUUAAAGUCUGUGUACCGGCUAAGUGUCAACAUGCCUGUGUUUAAUGGCUCUUCCAAUAGAAACCUGGAGAUGAACUUCUCAGAAAAGAAGUUGAAGUCUCUUCCUUUAAAUCUGGUUCAGGGAGGCCAGGAUGUGGGCAAGGUAGACCUACAGAAGAACAGACUGAAGGAAGUUACUGGCAUCUCUUGCUUGUCAAACCUGACAGAGCUCAAUCUGUGCCGGAAUGAAUUCACUGAGUUUCCUAAAGAGAUUAGCGAGCUACAGCAGUUGGUCAAACUGUACAUGAAUCAGAACAAUAUCAAGUGCAUACCUGAGAACAUAUUCCCAUCUUUGAAGAAACUGAAGUUUCUAAAGAUGAGCACAAACAAGCUUAGCCAAUUACCAUCAGACAUGAACAAAUGUGAAAACCUCAUCUAUCUAAACCUGUCCAACAACUGUCUGAGGGAUGUGGAGCCUCUGGUGGGUCUUGGUCAAUUAAAGGAGCUCUACGUGGAGAAGAACCGGCUGACAGAACUUCCACGUGCCCUCUUUCAGUCUCAGAUCUUGGAAAAAUUCAAAGCAAACGGCAACCCACUGAGACAGCCUCCUGAAGCAAUUUGUGUAGGUGGUUUGAAGGACAUUCAAAGCUACUUUGAGAUGUUAGAAGAAAGUUCUUUCACGAUCCGUACCAUUAAAACAAUGUUCCUGGGGUCCUCCAUGGCUGGGAAAUCCACUGUGUGUCGCAGUCUGAGGCAUGGUAACCCUGUAAAGGUUGCUGAAGAUGAUCGCACUGUGGGUAUCGAAAUCCAAGAAGUCUUCGAUGCAGGCGUUCGCUUCCUUUUUUGGGACUUUGCGGGACAAGAGGAAUACUACUACACUCACCACGUCUUCAUAACGCCCCAGGCGUUCGUCAUUCUUGCUAUUGAUAUUUCCAAGUAUGAUGCUGAGUCUUUCAGAGAGAAAGUGGGCUUUUGGAUCAACAAUAUACAGCUUAAGGUCCCAAAUGCAGUUGUCUUGUUAUUGGGUACUCAUGUUGACUGCUGCUCUGAUGAUAAGGAGGUGCAUGACAAGAAGAAAGACAUUGAGGAUCGGGUGAACCAGAUGCUGUUAGACCGAAAAGAUAGCUUAGAACUGCAAAAAAAGAACCUUGAAGAAUUAGAGGACCCUUCACUGGUCUCUGAACAGAUGAGUGAUAUUGUGCGACUUGAAGAAUACAAACUGCAGGUCCUUGAUCUUAUAGCCAUUGACUGCAGAAAACCUGAGGACAUUAAUAGGUUACGAAAAUAUAUCAACAGUGUGGUCUUGGAUGAAGACAAAUUUCCUUUCAUGGAACAAACACUACCACAAUGCUAUCAGGAUGUGGAAAACGCUAUUCAGGACCAUUUGAUCAGAGACAACUUUCCGCAACAUGGAAUAGUAAGUCAAGGGGACAUCCUGGCCCACCUGAACACUAGCCAUGAACUGAACCUUGAUAAGCUGAGGGGUAUUCUUCAAUACCUGCACAGAACCGGGGUUAUUAUGUGGUACACAGACAUUCCAGAUUUGCAAGACAUGGUGUUUGUUAAACCAUCAUUCCUUAUUUCAUUGUUCAAGGCCAUUGUUAGACAUGAUUUAGACAGGAUGCUGAAAGAGAUUUCCAGGGGAGAGCUGAAGAGGGAGAACUCUCUUGAGAAGCACAGAGACAGAUGGAUUGAAGACUUUACAAGCAGAGCUACUCUGAGCAAUGUGGCCAUAAGAAUCUUGGUGUCUGCAGAACUCGAGCGGUCAGGUGUUGAUGACAAAGAGCUGAUUGAGGACAUAGUUGGGACCAAGAAGAAAGCCGGGAAUCUUAUCAGGCUGCUGCAGCACUUUGAUGUUUGUCUACCAAGUAAAGAAAGUGUUCAACUCAGCCCAACAGCCCCAGAGUUUUGUCCAAACAAAAAAUGGGAGCCAUCAAGCCAUGAUGUGUAUGCACCAAAUGGAGCCUGUCUAUUCCCGAGUUUCCUUCAGGAAAACAAUCUGGACGUAAUGCAGAAGUGGGGAGAGGACAACCUGGAAGACAUCACUGUCCAAGUUUACUUCCUCCCUGAGAUACCCCAUGGAUUCUUCCAUAGGCUGGCUAUUAGGAUAUGUUCGAUUUACUCAACCUACUGGAUUGGGAAAGAGCAGUGUCUUUUCACCAGCGGAAACAGACGUCUCCUGCUCAGAGAGAAAACUGGUACCGGGGAUGAUUUAAUUGAGAUCCGGGGAAAACACAGUGAUAUGUCCACCUCAGCCGAUAUCCAAAAGGCAUGGGACAUGAUAAAGGUGAUGAUGAUGCGGCUGGCUCACCUCACACAGCAGUGGAAAGGCCUGUGCCAGUUCGUACACACUCCAUGUAAACAGAAAGGCUGCACAGCUUACUUCGAGUGGGCAGACUGGCAAGACUGGAUUGAGCCUAACACAUGUGAAAAAUAUAACAUGGAUCCAGAGGAUAAAAUGACUUGUUCUAACUCGCACAGUCGCAGAACUGAGUUGCUCUUUCCUAUUAGAAGUUGUGUGGGACUGAAGAACUGACGUCUGAGACAUGGCACCUUCUUCGAACCCAACAGCUGUCACACUCUUCUGGGCAAAAUAUAAUAACAAUACAACGAAAACAAUCUUAUUACACACACACACACACACACACACACACACACACACACACACACACACACAUAGGAUUCAUGAGAAUGUUAGUAGAGGGAAAUAAAUGUAACUUAUGUACUGUAGUUGUUCGUCUGGAGGAAUGUAGAAUGUCCAGUUGAGGGUGCUGUUUACUUUAUUCAAGUCUGUGGUCUUCAUGUUAACAUUCCUUCAUAUGGAAGUAUGUCUACUUAAUUUAUUUAAUA